GACUUUUAAUGACAGUCUGUCAGAAAUAUGAUGCUAUAUUUUACUAUUUCAGCUUCUUUAGAAACUAAUACCUAUAUAAUUUAAUUUUUGAGUACGCGUAAAGUUCUUACUGAAGGUGAUUAGAAUUUUUUAAUAAUGAACGUUAAUUCAAACGUGUUAGUAGUUACGCAUUGUAUAACGUAACAAUGGAAGUUAUCAAAUGUGGACUAUGUAAAGAAGAAAUAGAGUAUGCUCAACGUUGUCGAGUAUAUAUAACAACAAAUGAACCUCGUCCUUAUCAAAGAACAAGUAAAAGGCCACAUAUAGGAAGAUACAAACUUUUAUCAACUGCAAAUUCAACUGAACACAUUUCUUUUGCCAGAAGGCUCAAACGCCUUCGUCAAAUAAAAAAGCAAAAGAGCUCAGUAAGCUCUUCUGAAAAUUCAUCGAUUAGCAAGGCUGACCCAAAGAAGCAGCCUUCAAUAAAAAAAGAAGAAAAUUCAAAGAAAGUGAAAGCCAUAGAAAAAAUUCAGCCAGAGGGAAAACCAAUUGAAUCUAGAGAAAAGGAAUUUCUCGAAUCCACAGAAAAAGCUUCUAAAACCAUAGAAAAAGUAUCUCUUAAGUCCACUAAAAAAGCAUCUUUUGGAUCUAGAAAAAAACCAUCUUCUAAAACCACAGAAAAAAAAAAAGCAUCUCCUAAAAGCACAGGAAACGCACCUCUCCCAUUUGUGAAAAAAUCAUCUGAAAUAUCAACCAAAGGCAAUAAUAAACACAAAAUUAUUAUUCAAAACUGUGAAAUUUUGAAGAAAGCACACAGUGUAGAAACUACCAAUUUAGAAGACUUGAAAAUAAAUAAUUACAAUAGGUGUACUAUUAGGAAAAGCACUUCAGCAGUACAAAAAUCUAAAAAAAUUCAUCUAUUUGAGCAAAACAUGAAUCAUCCUCAAUUUCAGAAUUCAUUUGAAGAAUAUAUCAAACCUAGUUUGCCUAAGAGUAAUUCCACCCUUAGUGUUGAAAGAACUCAGAUAACAGCAGAUAAAAAAAUGAGUACUGAUAUGAGUUCUGAAUCAGAACAACUAAAAUUGGUGCGAACUACCACUACACCUAAACCUGUAAAAAAUGGCUCAGCUAUUAAUUCAAAAAAUUCUGACUGUGAAACAUAUUAUUGGCUAGAAAUGCCAAAACCUAAACAACCAGAACCUAGAAAAUUGGGUUAUCAAUUUGACAAUUUAGUUGCAGAAGUAAAACAUAUGAAGUUACCUAAUCCUAAUUGGAAAAUUAAAAUAAUGGUUCAUAAGCAAGAGAUGGUAUCAGUGAGCUUCACAAAGAAGCUAGUUCCAGAGAAGGUAGUCACAGUUAAUGCAAAAAGUUUAGUGUGUGAUAUUACUAUCGAUGCUAAAAAAAUUGUUCUCUUAGGAUCUCCUAUUUUCAUUCAUUCCAUCAAAGACUUGGAAAUAAUGUUAGAUAUCGUGGAUGAUAUUGAGCCCAAUAGUCCUAUGAUUAAUUAUAUAAAAACAUAGUGAAUUUUAUCCAUAAUAAGUUUUAAUAUUUAGGAUAAUUAUUUUGUAUAGACCUUUACUUCAUCAUAACUUGUAUAAAAUUACUCAUAUGAAAAUAUAAUUUUAAGGAAUCCAAAAUUGAAUUGAUUAGUGAAGUUUGGUUUUUAUUUUGGCGAAGCUUGUAAACAUUGAUACAGAUUUGUAUUGUUUAGCUGUUCUUACAUGUUGAGCUUAAGUAAAGUCAAACAAUAUAUUCUUUUCUACACUCUAGAGUUUCGAUAAGAAGCUGAACUUCCUCUUGAACUACCCGAUUUGUACCGAACUUCAAAGUAAGUACCACUUCCAUAUGAAGUAUUGAUAGGUAUCCACCAUUUCCAGCAAACUUCUCCAGCUACGUCUAAAAAAUUUUGCAUUCGACCCAAAUUGAAGGUAAGACGAGGAUUUAUGAAGUGUACAUCUUGAAGUGUUUCGAUUAUUGUUUCAUUCUUUAAUAUAAGAAUUGCAUGCUGACAAAAUAAAACAAAGGUGAAGACGAUGAGGAAUGAAGAUGAAAAAAAUCUGCAACAAAAUUCGCACUAAUCAAUUUG
Messenger RNA from Harmonia axyridis, 2065 nucleotides. RefSeq lists its product as uncharacterized. The record is from RefSeq and is a predicted model, not a curated record. The transcript is spliced from 3 exons. Lineage: Eukaryota; Metazoa; Arthropoda; Insecta; Coleoptera; Coccinellidae. The coding region runs from base 186 to 1499 and encodes 437 amino acids.